AUGUUCCUGUUGAAUUCAGCAGUAAGUCAUGCAAAUUCUGAUCUGAAGCAGAAAAUUACAACAACAUGGAUUGCUCCAAAUGAUGUUAAAGAACUUCAGUUCAUUGCAACUGUUGUUCAAGAUCUAGAGAAAUUUUGGGUUGGAAUUGAAAGCAAAACUCUCAUAUCCACGCAUUCUAAGUCAGUUAAUGGGACAGGAAAAAGUAAAAGGAAGCUAAUGAUAGAAAUUGAAUGCAGCAAGCGUGGAGGGACGUACACCAGGCAAGGUGGAUGUGUUGUGGUUCAACCUUCCGGUUCCUCUCAAAGCAGCUAUUCUAGUGGUCAGAGUGGAACAGUCUACACAAUAAGCAAGAGUGGAUGUGUCCCAGGAGGUGCUGCCAAUGUGUAUAGCCAGAAUGCGUGUAAAGAUAGUGCAUCCUCAUAUGGCAGUCUUACCUACGGCCAGUCUGUUCCUGCAAGUAGUUCAGAUUCCAGUAAGAAGAUAGUGGUCAUCCCCAACAGCAACCCGUUUCCGCCUGUGCGUCAUACUUAUCCCCAGAGUUUGGGCAAUUCUGCUACGAAGAUCAUAGUACAGAGUGGACAAAGGCAGCAAAGCAGCGGUGCUACUUAUGUUCAGGGUGGGCCAACCUACACUAUCAGCAGCAGUUCGUACGGACAGGGUUCCCGAGGCAGCCAGUCCUAUGGCCAGGUCUAUCAGCCACAAGGUGGCACCUCCUAUGGACAGCAGAGUGGGUCUUCUUCAGGUGGCAGUGGAGGUUGUGGACAAGGUACUUCGUAUGAUAGCAAUCCCUGCCACCAGGAUGGAUCUCAGAGUGGUAGCCAGGGUGGAUCAUACUCCUCACAAAGCUAUGAUGGUAGCCAAGGUGGAUCAUCAUCCUCACAAAAUUAUGGUGGCAACCAGGGUGGAUCGUAUUCACAAAACUAUGGUGGCGGCCAAGGUGGAUCAUACUCACAAAACUAUGGUAGUGGCAAAGGUGAAUCAUACUCACAAAACUAUGGUGGUGGCAAAGGUGGAUCAUAUUCACAAAACUAUGGUGGUGGCCAAGGUGGAUCAUACUCACAGAACUAUGGUGGUGGCCAAGGUGGAUCAUCUUCUCAAAACUAUGGUGGCAGUCAGGGUGGAUCAUACUCACAAAACUAUGGUGGUGGCCAAGGUGGAUCAUCUUCCUCCGACAGCUAUUAUGAUAGUCAGGAUUCGCAGGAUUUCUCAGAUGAUAAUCCCAAUGCCUGUGAUGAUAAUGACACUACAUAUAGCGCUAAUAGUCGGAGCUCUAGCUGUGUGAAGAGGAAAGUUGUUGUCAGAGAUACGUCACAUGUUUUAAGCAGAAGAGAUUAUGAUGUCCAGAAUGAAUCCUCUACUUCAAACAACAGCCACACUAAUUACCAGGGUGGAUCGUUCAUUGCAACUGGUGGUGGAUCAAGUGGUCAGGGUGGUUGCAUUUGUCCUGAUGGAAGCAGUGGUGUUAGACAGGGAGCCCCUGGUUCUUCAUACAGCACAUAUUCUGGUAACCAGGGGGGAUCUUCCUUCUACCAUGGAGGAUCCUAUGGACAGGGAGGCCCAGGUUAUUCCCACAGCUCUUAUUCUGGAAACCAGGGAGGGUCUUCCUACUCUCCUGGUGGAUCUUACGGACAGGGAGGCCCAGGUUAUUCCCACAGCUCUUAUUCUGGAAACCAGGGAGGGUCUUCCUACUCUCCUGAUGGAUCUUACGGACAGGGAGGUUCUUCUGUCAGUGAUAACGGAAGUGAAUCCUAUGGUCAGGAUGGAUCUUCCGCAUAUGGUGGCAUUGGACCUUAUGGUCAGGAUUCACCUGCCAUGGGAGUUAGUGAAUCUGAUUACAGUGAUUCCACCUCGCCAUCUUACAACCGUCAGAGUGAACGGGAUUUUUAUUCCCCUGGAGGCAGCCAGUCAGGUGGACAUGGAUUAUCUUCUCAAGGUGGUGGCUAUUCUGGUGGACAGGGCUCGUUCUCAUCAGGAACCAACCAGUAUGGUGGGCAGGGUUCACCUUCAAGAGGCAGCCAAUCUGGUGGACAGGGUGGAUGUGAUUGCUCUGGUGUAAGUUCUAGCGGAUCAUCUUCCUCACUCAGAAGUAAUUCCUCUUCUAAUGACACAUCUUAUUCUGGAGGAAGCCGUUACAGUAGCUAUGAUUCCACCUCGCCAUCUUACAACCGUCAGAAUGAACGGGAGUCAUAUUCUUCUGGAGCUAGUCAAUAUGGUGGACAAGGAUCACCAUCUUAUGGAAGCAGCCAUUAUGGUGGACAAGGUUCACCUUACUCAGGAGGCAGCCAGUAUGGAGGACAGGGUCCAUAUUCCUCAGGUGGCAGCCAGUAUGGAGGACAGGGCUCACCUUCAAGAGGCAGCCAAUCUGGUGGACAGGGUGGAUGUCAUUGUCCUGGUGGGAGCCCGGGCUCUUUUGGAGGAAGCAACUACCAUGGUGGACAGGGUUCUUCUUAUUCUGGAAGCAGUCAGUAUGGAGGACAGGGAUCUUCUUACUCAGGAAGCAGCCAGUAUGGUGGGCAGGGCUCAUCAUAUUCUGGAGGCCGACAACAUGGUAAACCAGGAUUCUCAGGAAGCACUUAUUCUGGAAAGCAGCAACCACCUUCCUCAGGGGGUAGUCAAGUGAGCUCUGCUGGGAAACACUCCAGUCCCCAACUCCUGCUGUUGUUUAGCAUUUUGAGUGCCUUCGCACUCUCUGCUGUAACAUCAAAGUGGUCUAUGUGAACAUCAGAAGAUGUGCUCGACAUCCUGGACGUGGAUUAUAUGCAGUAAUAUUAGAUUAAUUACUUAAUGUCAGGGAAAAAAAAAACACAAAAACACCAUGCAGUCAAACUGUCAGAUGUUACUUGGGCUAUCAUGUUCCAUGUCUGGUUACUAUGUCAUAUCUUUCAUUAGUUUCUUUGGGUUUAGUCAUUAGUAGAUAUCAUUACUUUUGUCAGUGUUCUAAGCACCAUUUUAAGAGAGCGUAUUGUACCCUAGCUAUAUGAUUUCAUUAAAUUAUUUUUAUGUCCAGUGGAAAAUGUGAUGAACACCUACCUGAAAACUAAUUGGUGUGAGAAACAGUUGUUUAGAAAAUACUUGGUUAGUAACCAACACAGAAUGUCAGACAAAUGGUUUUAUUUGCAAAACUUAAUUUGAGCACUGUCACUGCCCCUUGCUGCAUACAAUAAAGAUGACCUCUAACUUCUCGUGAGCAAUCCUACGUGGGAUGGCAAAAAGGAUGCUAAAAUAAUAUCAUACUAUCGGCUUUAGUGGAACGUAAACAAAUGCAUACCCACCAUGGAGGUUGCACAGCAAAAAAAAAAAAGCCUCAAUACGAUCUUCACCAUUUGGUUGACAGUUGUUUCUUUGGUCUACGCACUAACUUUCUUUUAAUUUAAGCGU
Messenger RNA from Centrocercus urophasianus (Greater sage-grouse), 3378 nucleotides. RefSeq names its product hornerin-like. The record is from RefSeq and is a predicted model, not a curated record. The transcript is spliced from 68 exons. Lineage: Eukaryota; Metazoa; Chordata; Aves; Galliformes; Phasianidae. Bases 1 to 2718 code for a protein of 905 amino acids.